AUGUCAUUGUAAAAUAGGUUUAGCAAUCUAAUUAGCACCAAAGAUAACGUAUACUCAAAUCUUUAGAGGGAUGAUUUUCAGGAGCGUUACAAAGAAAACCUAGAACUACGUAAAAAAUUAAACAAAAUAAAGCUUGAAAAACGGAAACUUAAUGAUUCACUCAGCUAAAUAGUCCAAUCUAAGUUAGCGUUUCAAGCAGGGAUAUAAAAAAACACAGAGAAGAGCAGCUUGAAGACAGAGGAUUAGAAGAGAAUUGAUGAGUUAAAUGAACAGCUGAAUUAGAUGCAGCAAUAGAUGAACUAUCAAAAUCAAAUGAGGUCGGAGCAACAGCCUGUCAGAAAGUAACCAGAUUUAAAAGAUUAUCUUCGUUAAAAUGAUGAAGAGAGAAUAUAGAAAGACUAAUAAUAUAUAAAAGAUCAAGUUGAAGAAUUACUAAGACAGGUGAAAGAUCAAAAUCAAGAUAAGCCUGAUCAAAAUGUAGCUAAAUAAAUUUCAAAAAAUCCACCAGAUAAUCAUCAUCUACCUUAAAUUGAAGAGCAGGCAAAAUAAUAAGCUUAGAAAAGAUAAUCAAUUUUGUAGCCAGAAAUGCAAAAAUCAUCUCUUCAGGCUAAUAUCAGCAUUAAGAGUAGAAAGGUUAGAAAGGGUACUAUGAAGUAUUUAAGGACAGUUACUAUAGCAAUAAUGGCAUGGCUAGGGGUAAAAAGAUUGGUUAAAUAGCGACGAGCUGAUAUUCUAUAUCAUAGACAACCAUAAAUUUAGAAUCAGUAGUUUUAACCAAACAACGAUAACUAAACUGUAAAGAUGUAUGCAGAUAUAGCCUAAGCUUGGCUAAUAAAAGCUGUUAAAGAGCCUUUGCUUUCUAUUAUUACUGACCAACCAUUGAAUUUGAACAUUGUAGAUUAUAGAGUUGAUGCUUUUGAACUUUAGAAUAGAUUGCUCAAGUCUAAGAUCAGAAUUAGAGCUAUAUUUUAGGGUAUCCUAGAUAGCACAACUAUGAGUCAUAUAUCGACAUCUCUACUUAUAUAUCUAGGUUCAGUAUUCAAGAUCGGAUCUACUUUGCCUAAGGAUUUUCUAACUCAAUUUGAAUCUUAAAGAUUAUUGAUUACUGAUAUUCAAGGUCAAAUUAGAAGUGCCCCUGAAAUUCAGGUGAAAGCUCUGAUUGGUGUAUUCAUAUUAGCUAAGAUUCUUGUAGCUAAAGUACUAUCUUCACCUUCAGCCUCGGGAUUAUAAUCACAGAUUUAAAUAAGUCUAUAAAACUAUGCUUUUAAUUAAAGGUCAAGUGAAUUUAUGGAGCAAAGGGAAUAGUUAAUGGCUGUUAAUUUCAAGAUAAUCUCAAGUUUGAUUUAUUUCACUGUUAUGGAGUAUAUAGAAUAGCUGCAUCCCUCAGCUAAAGGAUACAGUCUGGAAUUAGUUCAUAGCUGUGGGUUUAAGUAGAUUAUAUACAAGUAAAGUGAUCUAAAGGAGUAUUAUCGAGACAGUAAUUAUGAUUUUAGAGUUGAGAUGUUUCAGUUAAUAGACUAAAUUAUCUAGAGAUUAAUUGACCUUGUCAAGAUCAACACUCCUAUAAAUAGAUGA
Messenger RNA from Stylonychia lemnae, 1575 nucleotides. The record is from the annotation of a GenBank genome assembly. NCBI's taxonomy places the organism in Eukaryota, Ciliophora, Spirotrichea, Sporadotrichida, Oxytrichidae.